Molecule: messenger RNA, 1167 nt
Organism: Trichomonas vaginalis G3
Lineage: Eukaryota; Parabasalia; Trichomonadida; Trichomonadidae
Product: CDP-alcohol phosphatidyltransferase class-I family
Exons: 1
Coding region: 1-1167 (388 amino acids)
Biological process (GO): phospholipid biosynthetic process
Cellular component (GO): membrane
Molecular function (GO): phosphotransferase activity, for other substituted phosphate groups
Source: RefSeq, a predicted model, not a curated record
AUGAAUCCAUUUGAUUCGACAGACAUAGCCUAUGCAAAACAAUACAAAUAUAAUGGCAUUGAUGAUAGUAUUUGCAAGAAGCUCUUUCUUGCCAAAUAUUGGGACUGGUGCAUGAGAUUUAUUCCAAUGAAUGUUGCACCAAAUGUAAUUACACUUAUUGGCUUUAUCGUAGAAUCAAUUUCAUUUGUAUUAUCACUUGUAUUGACAAAUGGCCUCACAAAACAGCUUCCUUGCUACGGCUGCGUUAUCAAUGCACUUUGUCUUUUCUUCUAUCAGACACUCGAUAACUUAGAUGGAAGGCAAGCCAGAAGAACAGGAAUGUCUUCCCCUCUUGGCCAGUUUUUCGAUCAUGGUUGUGAUGCCAUCACAGGUGUUUCAGAAGUUAUUAAAAGCGCCGCUGUUUUCAAUAUGGGUGUUGAAGAUGUCUACUUUUAUUAUGCUUUCUUCACAGGUAUCACAUUUGUUUUGACUUCUUAUGAAGAAUACGUAACACACAAGUUUUACUUAGGAAAGUUCAACGCACCCGACGAAGGAUUGUUGAUAUUAGUCAUUUUAUACUUAACCAUUGCAGCAUUCCCAUCAAUUGUCCCAACAAUCAGACCAUACUUCUUAUUCGCUUAUAUUCUUGGCCAAAUCUUCACCAACCUUCUUAUUUUUAUACACGUUAUCCAAUUCUGCUGGAAAGAGAAGGAAUGCAGAAAGAGAGCUUUCCUUGCUCCAAUUCCAAUGUUCAUUAGCGCAACAAUCAUUUGCCUUAUGAAGUUCCUCUUCGGAAGCACCACAAAUAGUGUGUUCUUCAUCAUGGCCACAGAGUUUAUUCUUACAUACAAUUCUCAAACCGUGAUUAUUUCUUAUUUAGUUAAGAGAGCCCCAUUAAGAUUAAUUGACCCAUUAACAAUUAUGCUUUGGGUAGCUUCUUCAAUUUCCUUUGUUUUCAAGUCUACUUCCUUUGUUCAGAACGGAUACUACUGGAUGGUUUUGUGCGCAAUUGUUUUCAGCACAAUGAUCCUUACAGAUGUCAGAGUAGUCAUCGGAUUUACAAAGGGACUUAAGAUUCCAGCAUUCCACGUUAUUCCUAAGGAAGAACCAAGAUCUGAUGAUUCUAAGAAUAAGAUCCAGCCAAAACAAAAGAAGACAAGCCAUUCUGUUUCAUUCCGUGCUCAUUAA